Bombyx mori (domestic silkworm) is the source of this 1465-nucleotide messenger RNA. RefSeq names its product X-box-binding protein 1 (gene Xbp1). Gene Ontology annotation, biological process: regulation of DNA-templated transcription. Gene Ontology annotation, cellular component: nucleus. The transcript is spliced from 3 exons. The record is from RefSeq and is a predicted model, not a curated record. Gene Ontology annotation, molecular function: RNA polymerase II transcription regulatory region sequence-specific DNA binding; DNA-binding transcription factor activity, RNA polymerase II-specific. Bases 165 to 812 code for a protein of 215 amino acids. Lineage: Eukaryota; Metazoa; Arthropoda; Insecta; Lepidoptera; Bombycidae.
AUUCAUUGUGAGGUUGAAUAUGUACGACGCAAUCGUUUGUUAUUCACACAGAAAGGCAUAUCGCUUAAAAGUGCUCUAUUAGUAGGCGUUCAUAGAAAAUUCGAGAUAGCAUGGUAAUAAGAAAUUGAGUUUUCUCAUUGAUUGAGUGGAGUGAUUACGAAAAAAUGAGUGCCCCUAUAAUUAUAACGGUGCCUAACAACUACUUGGUGAAGGAGGAAGAUUCGGAUAUGAUUCUAGAUGUAGCGUCACCGUCUCCGUCCAGGAAACGGCGACUGGACCAUCUGACAUGGGAAGAAAAAAUGCAAAGAAAGAAACUGAAAAAUCGCGUGGCAGCACAGACUUCUCGCGACAGAAAGAAAGCCAAGAUGGACGAAAUGGAGAGUCAGAUAAGGGAUUUCAAAGAAAUGAAUGAGCGUCUCACAAGUGAGGUGGAGAGCUUGAAAGCUUUGAACGAGAGGUUGAUUAGCGAGAACACAGCGCUACGCGAAGCGGCGGCGGCGCAGAGCGUCCCGGGUGGGCAAGGACCAGCGGAGUCUACUCCUCAGCAGAAGGAGGCCCCCCCGGCGGCGGUCCGCGCGGCUCGCCUGCUGCUAGCGAUGUGUCUCCUAUCGCAGACCUCCUCGCGCAAUUCGAUUCCGAGGAAUACAUCGACACCUUACAUGAACUUGCAAACUCCCUCCUCCAAGAAAUUGAUGCAGGUGCUGCAGGAACGACUCAACAUGUCGAAACCAGGAAAGCUGGAGAGUGCCCUAAAGGAGAUGAAGUGGUGGGGCCCACAACAGAACAACUGGAACCCAGUCGAGGUGCUGUAGUAGACAUCAAGCAUGACGUCGACAGGAUACUGGCACAACACUCUUAUGCUCAUCCCUACACACACGCAGCAGACCUUCUCGAAAUCAAAGAGGAGAACAACGAUAAAGGCGACAUAUUCUACGCAAGCUGUGACGAAGAUAAUGAUUGCGUCACGAUAGAACUUCCCUGCGAAGAAGAAAUCCCAGUUCAGACAGAGAUUGAUUCGGUGAAGAACGAUAGUUCAGCGAUCACGUUGGAGUGCGACAUGAAGAUGCUCUCGCCGAUGACCCUGUCUCCGAAGUCGGUGGAAGAUAAUUUGCUCUUGUCUCCGGCGCACACCAACCUGAGCUCUGACUUAGGCUACGAGUCGUUAUCGUCACCGCUCAGUGAAUCUGAUUCAAUGGAGUUGCCAGAUCUUUGGUGGGAAUCCUUGUCGGAGCUAUUCCCUGGACUGGCCUAAGUCUAGGGGCGUAAUUCUGAAAAAAAUUCCCACCAAAGACUGAUUAAUUAUAAGUUUUAAGUUAUUGAAAUGUUAUGUUUAAGUGAAAGAAAUGACAAACUAGUUGCUUAAAUAUUGUUGCUACUUCGUCUAUGUAUUGUAAUGGUUCUAUAUAAUAAAUGUGUCAUAGGGAUGUUCAUAUAAGUGUUGUAAAUAAAGUGUUUUGUCGAACAA